CUUGCAUUGUCCGUUGCCGAAUCCAUUCCCGCUUUUGCUUCGCUCUCCUCAAGACAGUCGCAGAUCAAACAUCAUGGUGGAGUGGAAGAAGCACAUUGCCAACGCCAACUGGCCCAUGGUCCUUUACUUGGGGUUCUGCCACGUGCAGGCGCUGGCCGCGAUUCCGUACUUUACGUCGUGCAAGUGGCAAACGUGGGUGUGGACCCUUGUAUGCUACCAAGCCGCGGGGCUCGGCAUCACCGGCGGCGUGCACCGUCUGUGGUCCCACAAGGCGUACAAGGCCGCCGAUUCGGUGCGCGUCUUCCUCAUGCUGUGUAACGCGUUGGCCAACCAAGGCACGAUCUACCACUGGUCUCGCGACCACCGCGUGCACCACAAGUGGAGCGAAACUGAAGCCGACCCGCACAACGCGAACCGCGGUCUAUUUUUUGCGCACGUUGGGUGGUUGCUUGUGAAGAAGGACGCCAAGGUGAUUGAAGCCGGCAGGAAGAUCAACUGCGACGACUUGAAGGAAGACUGGGUCGUGAUGCUACAGGAACGCUUCAACCCGUGGGGCAACCUGUUUGUGUGCUUCGUCUUUCCCAUGCUUGUGGCCACGUACGGGUGGAACGAGUCGUGGGUCAACGGCCUCCUCGUCUCCGGCUUCUUCCGCUACGUGUUUGUGUUGCAUGCGACGUGGUUGGUCAACAGCGCCGCCCACUUCUACGGCACCAAGCCGUAUGACCCUGACAUGGGCCCGACCGAGAACACGUGGGUGGCGUUCUUUGCCAUGGGCGAAGGUUGGCACAACUGGCACCACGUGUUCCCGUACGACUACGCAGCCAGCGAGUUUGGAAUCUCGGCACAGUGGAACCCCACCAAGCUGUUCAUCGACACCAUGGCCAAGCUUGGACUGGUGACAGACCGCAAGCGCGCGUUGCAAGCGUGGGAAGGGCGCAAGGCCCGCUUGUAUGCCAAGGCCGUCGACGACGCCGUUAAGGCCAAGACCGCCUAAGGCUUAACCUAAAUUCACAUUAUUUGUUGCAA
Aphanomyces astaci is the source of this 1026-nucleotide messenger RNA. RefSeq lists its product as hypothetical. Bases 74 to 994 code for a protein of 306 amino acids. Gene Ontology annotation, molecular function: oxidoreductase activity, acting on paired donors, with oxidation of a pair of donors resulting in the reduction of molecular oxygen to two molecules of water. Gene Ontology annotation, biological process: lipid metabolic process. The transcript has a single exon. The record is from RefSeq and is a predicted model, not a curated record. NCBI's taxonomy places the organism in Eukaryota, Oomycota, Saprolegniomycetes, Saprolegniales, Verrucalvaceae.